AUGGGAAGGUGUACGGCAUGUCCAAGUUGGAUUGAAGAAAUCGCCAAGGGAUGUGAUGUGCUUGAGAAAGAAGUGACAUGGUAUGAAUGGGAACGUAUAUACAUUUCUGACCUUAAAUGUAAGAGUGGAAAGGUAAAUGUGGUCAAGAGAAUGAAGAAAGUCUGUAAAGAGGGGACAGUAAAAGAUGUGCUCACUUCACUUCAGACAAAGCUUCCCUCUUUUCUGGAACAUGUGUUUGUAAAGAGACACCAAGCAGCAUACUUUGAGGAAAAGCUUAAUAGCAUAGAGGACGAUGAAGCAGUGAUUCAAGUGGACUUUGCAGAGAACUAUACUUGGAAAUUUCAGGAUGAAAUUCAGUCUGCACACUGGAACCAGCAACAGGUUUCUCUCUUCACAGUGGCCGUGUGGACGAAAGGUCCUAAAGGUGAUAAGGUCUGUGUUUCACAUGUUAUUGUUUCUGAUGAACUAAAUCAUGACAAGAAAUCUGUAGCAGUGUUUAUGUCUACAGUUAUGGACAAAUUUGUGAAAGAAAUGCAUGCAGAUGUAAGAAGAGCUUAUGUUUUUUCAGAUGGUCCCAGCUCCCAGUUCAAAAACAGGUACAUUGUCAAUUUUCUGCAUCACCUAAACAGCAAAGUAAGUAUUCAGUGGAACUUCUUCGCUACUUCCCAUGGGAAAGGAGCUGUUGAUGGGAUUGGAGGAACCGUAAAACGCAUGGAGUGGAAUGCUGUUAACUCUCGGAAAGCAUCAGAAGUUGUGGAUGCAAAAACAUUUUAUGACGCAGCCAGCAAGCUAACAACAUCCAUUAGUGUUUCGUUUGUUAGUCAAAAAGAAAUGAAUGACAUGUAUGACUUGCUCUGUCUACAGAAAUACUUCAAUGAUGCACCACCUAUUCCUGGAAUUUCAAGAUUCCACUGCAUAGAGCCGAAAGAUAGCUAUGUCAAUUGUCGGCUCUACUCUCACCGUGCUCUGUUGAGAAUAGCAUAGCACCUGAGGUAUUUCCCUUUGACACAGCAGAUGAAUCCGAGUGUGAUGAUUGCACUGAUGUUGAAGGUUCUGGGCCUGGUGAUAGCAGUGACAAUAAAAGUGUGGACAGAGAAUACGUUCAUGGUGGUGCAGGUGUUAGUGAUGGUACAAACGAUGAUGCAAACGUCAACAUCCACGAAGGAGUCCCUGAUGAAAUGAUUGGACCAUUCAAGCAAUCAGCUGUAUUUAAUUUGCCACAUUACAUGACUAUUCAAGUUGAUUCAGUUAUGAGUGGUCUCAUUUCGUUUUGCGGGGGCAGUUUGAUUGAUGAAAGUGAUUUGCAAGGAUUGAUUGGAAAUUCCAAAUCCCCAGAGAUAAACUGGCUGAGUAACUUUAUAAUAGAUGAUUACUUAAAGUUAGUCAAGUCAGCAUGUAUUGAAAGAGGUGACAAUGUGCAGACCAUUACAUGGGAAAUCUUUGAGAAAGCAAGUAUCAAUCAAGUUGCUAAGGCCAUGAAGAAAGAUUGUGACUUCCCUUUAAUGAGCCAAGAUCUACUUCUCAUACCUUGCAAUCCUGAACAAUCUAAGCACUGGUUCCUCCUGGCUGUUCUUCCCAAUAAGAAAUUGAUCAUAGUACUAGACAGCCUAGCAGGGAGCUUCAUCAAACCCACUGUAGAAAAGCUACUUCAAAAAGUGGGUUUAGUUUUGGCAGUUGUUGAUCCCAAUAUCCAAAUACAAGAUUGGCGAUUUAUGUGCAACACACCAGAAGAUAUACCCCAGCAGGACAACAUUUAUGACUGUGGAAUUUAUACAUGUAUGUACGCUAGGUGUCUGGCUGGGCUGGGGGUAUUGGUAGAUCAGGAAUACGUUCUGAAGUUCAGACAGCACAUUUUGCUAAGCCUGCACAGAAAUGACUUGAUGGAAGUGCCAGAGAAUGAAAUCAAGAUGGAGAAGUAUUACGCUGUUGACUAUGUUAAUAAAUAUUACAUUGGAAGAGCACUGAGCAUGCCUGCAGAUAACACUGUGAAAUUCAAGUUUUCGCACAGUGUUGGAGCUAAGCAAUUUAACUGGCCUAAAAGAGAUGACUUUGAUGAUGUGCAUAUCUCAUGUAUCUUUUAUGGUCCAGUCACACUUGAGAUGUGUGGCCCAUUUGUUGUCCCCAAGCAGUCUGAAAUAGAGAAAAUCUUUGCAGCAACCCGUUAA
Molecule: messenger RNA, 2165 nt
Organism: Paramuricea clavata
Lineage: Eukaryota; Metazoa; Cnidaria; Anthozoa; Malacalcyonacea; Plexauridae
Source: the annotation of a GenBank genome assembly